Messenger RNA from Archocentrus centrarchus (flier cichlid), 2933 nucleotides. Its product is annotated as coiled-coil domain-containing protein 149-like. The transcript is spliced from 13 exons. Lineage: Eukaryota; Metazoa; Chordata; Actinopteri; Cichliformes; Cichlidae. Bases 128 to 1783 code for a protein of 551 amino acids. The record is from RefSeq and is a predicted model, not a curated record.
GUGAUGCAAAUCGCGUUUCUCGAUCGGUUUGAUCCGUUUUGGCUGUCAAUUCUGCAGAACAAGCGGGGAGAUGCUUCUGUGACACUCGCCUUGCGUAGCUAGCCUUUGUCCCGCCGCAGGACGCGAGAUGGAUCCGUCCAGGAGGAGCGAGAGCGACUGGCAGGGGCUACUCAGUGAGUUCCUGGUUUGUAAGCAGAAGUUGGAGAGUAAGAAAGAAGCUCUUCUGAUUCUGUCUAAAGAGCUGGACACAUGUCAGCAGGAGAGGGAUCAGUACAAACUGAUGGCCAACCAGCUCCGUGAGCGACACCAAGGACUCAAGAAGAAGUACAGAGAGCUCAUUGAUGGAGAUCCUUCGCUGCCUCCGGAGAAAAGGAAUCAAGUAAAUUUAGCCCAGCUGCUGAGAGACUCCAGAGAGCGAAACUCUCAGCUGACUGAGGAGGUGAAGGAGAUGAAACAGCGACUGCUGGAAGCUCAGGGCGACAACAAGCUCCUUCGGAUGACCAUCACCAAACAGAGGCUCGGAGAUGAGGAGGUCGGAGCUCGACACUUUCCUGCACACGAGAGAGAAGAUCUGGUCAAACAGUUAGAAAGGGCGAGAGAACAGAAUGAGGUGCUGGAGAACAGCGUGAAGUCGUUAACAGACGAGCUUCAGGAUGUUCGAGCGGAGCGGGACGUAUUUCAACAGAAAGCUCAUCGUCUCAAUAUGGAAAUGAACCACAUAGUCGGGAAUGAUGAUAUCCGGAUUUUAGACAUUGAUGCGCUCUGCAUGGAGAACAGGUAUUUGCAUCAGCGACUUAGUCAACUUCAAGAAGAGGUCAACCUGCUCAAAACAAAUCUGGUGAAGUACAAGAGUGCCCUGGAGUGUAGAAAGACCUCUAAAAUCAGUGGAAAACCCAACAGUAGUGCUCUGACUGGAGUGCUUUCUGCUAAACAAGUGAAGGAACUUCUGCUGUCUGAAGAAAACGGCUGCAGCUUGCCGGUGACUCCUCAGUCCAUCUCAGACCUCAAAUCUCUCGCCACAGCUCUGCUGGAAACGAUCCAUGAGAAAAACAUGGUGAUACAACACCAGCGCCAAAUCAACAAGAUUCUUGGAAAUCGGGUAGCAGAGCUGGAGAAGAAACUAAAAACACUAGAGAUGUCUGGAUUAUGGAGCCUUCCAGGCCUGACUUAUAAUGUGUCUCUUGGAAUAUGUGGAAGAGGAAGAGACGCCAUCAUCCUGAACCCGCAGCAGGUUGACUCGACCGAUUCUCCAGGACAGAAAGGUGACAAAAGGUCAGAAAAUAAAGCUGAUGAUCAGGAGAGCUCCCCAGAAGUUCCAAACCAAGACAGUGUAACACCAGCCGCGUCAGAUUUUCAAGAUGACACACCAGCACCAUCGUGUGUGGAGACCUCCCACCCAAACACCUCGCCACAGUCAGCUGAGGAAGAGUCAGCCGGGCCUCAAACAGAAAUGCCAGCUAGUGAGGAGCUUCAAGAAAGUGGCCAGUCACAAAGCACAACAGAUUUUCUGACUUUAACAACAGAAGAGGAAGGUCUGAGUGACUCCAGUACUAAUGUGAACUACAGACCUCAUCCAUCAGACCCCACCCACUCGCAGCAACUCUUAGAGGACUCAGUCCCAGCAGCUGGGCGAGAGGAUGAGUCAGGUGAAUGCACUGAAGGGGUGGACAGUGUUGAAAUGGAGUGUAUUAUAAUAGGGGAAAAGAGUCAUAUUAUAUCAUCUACUACUAUCUCUGCUACAGCUUCUGAAGAGCAGCAGGAGGGCGUCCUAUCAAACCAGUAGGCUGAUGUUUGCAGUAGUCAGGAGGUAUGAAGUUGCAUAGUGUGAAGGAAAAAAGAAAAUCAAGUAUAGUAUUUACAAAAUGUCUAUUUAUAGUUCUGUGACACUCUUUAUUUAUUUUCAUGAGUAAUACAAAACUCAAGAAAUGGAAAAACAAAUUAUUGGGACGCAGCAUAAUGGAUUUCAAAUGAGUGCACCCCCCGUGAGUGAAGUAACAGUGACUCCUACCAACCUGAAGACCCUUUAAAUCUAAUGUUUCCGGCUUUCACUCAGUCCAUUCUCACGCAGUCCCACCUUUUACACUGAUAGCAGUGGGACCAAAAGUAACCGGACACCUGAACAAUACAUCGAUGUGCGAUUUUUAGUCAUUCCAGCUACACUUAAAAACCAAAGUGGUCAACAAUGAGGAGCAUGUGCAAACGUGUGGAGUGAAUUUGUGGAAUAGUAUGAAGGAAGAUUUGAAAAGAUGCAUGAAUAUAAAUCAGUCUUUUAAAAAAAUUAUAUAAAUAAACAGCAGAUACAAUAGGGCCUUCACACAUUUUGUGCGUGGGCCCUAAAUAUAUACUUGUAAAGCAGUAUACGGAGGAGCCAGGGUGUUAAAUAUUAAACUCUGCACUUGGACACUGGGUGGAUAUGUGGGUUGCACACUGUAGGGUGAUGUAAUUGUUGUAUUGUACAUUAAAUAUGAAUAAUUGUAUAUAAUUAUAUAAACAACUAUUUUUUGAUAGGUGUAGUUAAAUAAUUAUAGAUCAUUGUAUAAAUAACAAGGGACUUUGUAUUAGAUGGGUAUAUUUAUUCACAGAUAAUGUAUACAUAUACAUAAACAUUAGGCUGUAUAACCAAGAACAGAAAUAUAUGAAUUAAAUAGGGGUAGGAAUGAAUAAGCAUUUGCUUCCUCCUACUCCUGUCAAACAGGAAACGGUCAGCGUUUUAUGGAAUUUCAGUUGAGGGAGUUUGACUGGCAUGUUUGUUCAUCACGUUAAUAUGAUGGAUUUGUUUUAUUUCAUGUUUGUUUGGGGUUUUAUGUUUAUUAACAUUUGUUACUUCUGUGUUUGAAAUUGAUUUCAUCCAUUCAUUCAUUCAUUUAUCCAUUCAAAACUAUCAAAUGCUAUAUGACAGCAUGCUACUGAGUAAAUAAAGACAACUGCAGUUG